CUUGUCUGCACUGAUUUCCAUUUGUUGUAUUUCUUUUCGUCACAUAUUCUUCUAUUUGCUGCAUUUUUUCUUGACGACAACAAAAAGCCAGUUUGCUUGCUAGUUAUUGAGGAGGAUGGGUCCCUUAUCAAAUGGUGAUUUAUUUGAUGGGAGUUCUAACAAGAGGUCAUUGUACAAUGGUUAUUGCAUCUCUCCUAGUGUUUCGCUUAAGUACAAGAAGCGAAAGGUUUAUGCUGUUCACCAUUUUCCGCAUGGGUGUGGACAGAAUGCUUCAUUUAUUAAUCUGAUGCCCCAGGAUACUGAGGUAGUAGCAUCACUGGGUGAUAAAGAGAAUUUGGUGGCUGAUGAAAAGAUGGUGAAAGUUGUAGAGGGUGAUUGUGUCAAAGCUUCUGAAAUGGGGAACGAAUCAUCAUCUUGUCAAUUGGUGGAAGGUUCGGUGAAGUUGGAAUUGCCCGACAUAUUGAGUGAUUUGUUGGGGAAGGUAGUGGUUGCGGCUGGGAAGGUCAAUGGGGCUGAAUUGUCCCCUGUUGUUGUGCCUCUAGGAAGUGGCUUGCCAAAAGCUUUAGAAAAUAAUGCACUAGAAUUGUCAAAGGAGUUGCACGAAGUGAAAGUUUAGGCUGUGGUGAAGAGU
Messenger RNA from Camellia sinensis, 631 nucleotides. The record is from RefSeq and is a predicted model, not a curated record. NCBI's taxonomy places the organism in Eukaryota, Viridiplantae, Streptophyta, Magnoliopsida, Ericales, Theaceae.